Molecule: messenger RNA, 1071 nt
Organism: Thecamonas trahens ATCC 50062
Lineage: Eukaryota; Apusomonadida; Apusomonadidae
Exons: 1
Coding region: 18-1043 (341 amino acids)
Biological process (GO): regulation of store-operated calcium entry
Cellular component (GO): endoplasmic reticulum membrane
Source: RefSeq, a predicted model, not a curated record
CCCCCCCCCCUCCCCCCAUGGUAUCCCACAGAACACGCUAUGCGCCCCACAGCAGGAUGCGGGUGGCCGCCUCGCCCUCGUUCGCCCUCGCUCUCGUCCUCGCCCUCGCCCUCGCCCUCGCCUUCGUGCAGCCUGCACACGGCAAGGCCACCGAUCGUAUCCUCCUGGCUGAUGUCAACUCGCUGAUGUUGCGGGCGGGCGAAAUGACAACGGGCCGGCGGUCGCCGCCAGUGUCGCAGAUCGCGUGCGUUGGCGGGCCAUGCCAAGUCUUCAAGCCCGAGGUCAUCCUCUGCACUAACAUGGGCCCAGGCGGCUUUGGCGGCAACGACAUCUCGUGGAAGUGCGAGGCAUCGCUGCCGUCCAACUUGGUCUUUGGCUCGACGACCGUUACCUGCGAGGGCUACGAGUCGCCGGAUGAUCCGUACGUGCUCAAGGGCUCGUGCGGCGUCAACUACACCAUCAAGCGCGUCGGCAGUGCUUCCCCCACAGGCUACUCGUCGUCCUCUUACUCUGGCUUUGGCUUUGGCUCGAGCUCGAGCUCGAGCUCAGACUCGGGCUCGUCGUUCUUCUGGUGGCUUGUCGUCGCUGGCCUCCUCUACGUGGCUUACAAGUACUUUAUCGCGCCCUCGCCGCCGCGCGCGCCCGGAUCGGGCGGCAGUGGCGGGCACGGCGGCAGCGGCGGUGGUUACGGCGGUGGCGGCGGCGGCGGCGGUGGCGAUGGAUACGGCGGCGGCGGAGGCGGCAACUGCAUGCCACCGCCGUACUCGGGCGCGUCGUAUGCACCACCGCCUGCUGCGCCUGCUGCCGGCGGCGGCAUGUUUGGCGGCUGGGGCGGAUUCCUCGGCGGCAUGGGCCUCGGCUACAUGAUGGGCGGCGGGCGGCGGCGCUACGGCUACGGCGGAGGCUAUGGCUACGGCGGAGGCUAUCGCCGGCCGAUGUUUGGCGGUGGCGGCGGAUGGGGCGGCGGCGGCGGCGGUGGUGGCGGCGGUGGCGCGCCGUCGAUGCGAACCACCACCGGCUAUGGCGGAACCCGUAAUCGUUGAGCUGUGUAAAUCCUCCCCCAAGGUGAGA